AUGGCUAGAGUUUUGGCUCAGUCACUUAGUGUUCCUGGCCUAGUGGCUGGGCACAAGCAGAGUCAACAUAAGGGAUCGGGAAAGUCUAAGCGAUCAGUCAAGAUGAUGUGUGCUUUGCAAACAAGCGGAUCAAGAAUGUCAGGUUUCUCGGGACUUUGUAAUUUCAAUACUAUGCUGAGACCUGGACUAGAUUUUCGCUCCAAGGUAUCAUUGGCAACUUCUUCACGGAGGGCGAGGGCUAAGAGAUUCAUACCUAGAGCCAUGUUUGAGCGUUUCACGGAGAAAGCAAUCAAAGUGAUAAUGUUGGCUCAGGAGGAAGCCAGACGUCUUGGUCAUAAUUUUGUUGGAACAGAGCAGAUUCUUUUGGGGCUUAUUGGUGAAGGAACUGGUAUCGCUGCCAAGGUUUUGAAGUCUAUGGGAAUCAACCUUAAAGAUGCACGUGUUGAAGUGGAGAAGAUAAUUGGAAGGGGUAGUGGAUUUGUUGCUGUCGAGAUUCCAUUUACUCCUCGUGCAAAGCGUGUAUUGGAACUUUCACUGGAGGAAGCUCGCCAACUUGGUCACAAUUAUAUUGGAUCAGAGCACUUGCUUCUGGGUCUUCUUCGAGAGGGUGAGGGUGUAGCAGCACGUGUUCUUGAAAACCUGGGCGCUGAUCCUACUAAUAUUCGCACACAGGUUAUUCGCAUGGUGGGUGAGAGUGCUGACAGUGUUACUGCUACUGUUGGCUCAGGAAGUAGUAACAAUAAAAUGCCAACUUUGGAGGAGUAUGGAACCAAUUUGACCAAGCUAGCAGAAGAGGGAAAGUUGGAUCCUGUUGUGGGAAGGCAGCCACAAAUUGAACGUGUCACCCAAAUUUUAGGCCGCCGCACCAAAAAUAAUCCUUGUCUUAUUGGAGAGCCCGGUGUUGGGAAGACAGCAAUUGCUGAAGGUCUUGCUCAGCGGAUCGCUAAUGGUGAUGUACCUGAAACAAUCGAAGGAAAAAAGGUCAUAACCCUCGACAUGGGUCUGCUUGUAGCUGGAACCAAAUACCGUGUGCACACUCUAAUUGGAGCAGGAGCAGCUGAAGGUGCUAUUGAUGCUGCUAACAUACUAAAGCCAGCUCUUGCAAGAGGUGAACUACAGUGUAUUGGAGCCACAACAUUGGAUGAAUACAGGAAGCACAUUGAAAAAGACCCAGCUUUGGAGAGACGAUUCCAGCCAGUUAAAGUACCAGAACCAACUGUAGAUGAAACCAUACAAAUACUGAAAGGACUUAGAGAACGUUAUGAGAUUCACCACAAGCUCCGCUAUACUGAUGAGGCUCUUGUAGCUGCUGCGCAACUUUCGUACCAGUAUAUCAGUGAUCGAUUUUUGCCUGACAAAGCUAUAGAUUUGAUUGAUGAAGCUGGUUCACGAGUCCGUCUUCAACAUGCACAGUUGCCAGAAGAGGCAAAAGAACUUGACAAGGAGGUAAGGAAGAUUGUUAAGGAGAAAGAGGAAUCUGUUCGCAAUCAAGACUUUGAAAAGGCUGGAGAACUGCGUGAUAAAGAAAUGGAUCUCAAGGCGCAGAUUUCAGCACUUGUAGAGAAAGGCAAGGAGAUGAGCAAAGCAGAGACUGAGACCGCAGAUGAAGGUCCUAUUGUGACUGAAGUUGACAUUCAACAUAUUGUGUCCUCCUGGACAGGCAUUCCUGUUGAUAAAGUCUCAGCAGAUGAAUCUGACCGUCUCCUCAAGAUGGAAGAUACUUUGCACAAGCGAAUCAUUGGUCAGGAUGAAGCAGUGAAAGCCAUUUGUCGGGCUAUCCGUCGAGCCCGAGUUGGAUUGAAGAACCCUAAUCGUCCAAUUGCCAGCUUCAUCUUUUCUGGUCCAACUGGUGUGGGGAAGUCUGAAUUGGCCAAAGCAUUGGCUGCAUACUACUUUGGCUCUGAAGAAGCCAUGAUUCGUCUUGACAUGAGUGAAUUUAUGGAAAGGCACACCGUCUCCAAACUUAUUGGUUCACCUCCAGGAUAUGUUGGUUACACCGAAGGCGGUCAAUUGACUGAAGCAGUUCGGCGUCGUCCUUACACUGUUGUACUCUUUGAUGAGAUUGAGAAAGCCCAUCCUGAUGUAUUCAACAUGAUGCUUCAAAUCCUUGAAGAUGGAAGACUAACAGACAGCAAGGGCAGAACUGUGGAUUUCAAGAACACACUUCUCAUAAUGACAUCAAAUGUUGGAAGCAGUGUGAUUGAGAAAGGAGGCCGCCGAAUUGGAUUUGAUUUGGAUUACGAUGAGAAAGAUAGUAGUUAUAAUAGAAUCAAGAGCUUGGUAACUGAGGAGCUAAAACAAUACUUCAGGCCAGAGUUUUUGAAUAGGUUGGAUGAAAUGAUUGUUUUCAGACAACUCACAAAAUUGGAAGUGAAGGAGAUAGCAGACAUAAUGCUCAAGGAGGUGUUUCAGAGACUGAAGGUCAAAGAAAUUGAACUUCAAGUAACAGAAAGAUUUAGGGACAGGGUGGUUGAUGAAGGCUAUAAUCCUAGUUACGGAGCUAGGCCUCUAAGAAGAGCCAUCAUGCGACUUUUGGAGGAUAGCAUGGCUGAGAAGAUGCUUGCUAGAGAGAUCAAAGAGGGUGAUUCUGUCAUAGUGGAUGUUGAUUCUGAUGGUAAUGUGAUUGUUCUCAACGGUAGCAGCGGUACUCCAGAGUCGUUACCAGAGGCUCUUUCUAUAUAA
Vicia faba (fava bean) is the source of this 2682-nucleotide messenger RNA. NCBI's taxonomy places the organism in Eukaryota, Viridiplantae, Streptophyta, Magnoliopsida, Fabales, Fabaceae. The record is from the annotation of a GenBank genome assembly.